Bombus pascuorum is the source of this 1311-nucleotide messenger RNA. RefSeq names its product putative malate dehydrogenase 1B. Bases 1 to 1287 code for a protein of 428 amino acids. NCBI's taxonomy places the organism in Eukaryota, Metazoa, Arthropoda, Insecta, Hymenoptera, Apidae. Gene Ontology annotation, molecular function: L-malate dehydrogenase (NAD+) activity. Gene Ontology annotation, biological process: oxaloacetate metabolic process; tricarboxylic acid cycle; malate metabolic process. The record is from RefSeq and is a predicted model, not a curated record. The transcript has 6 exons.
AUGUACAAAAUGACAACAGAUAGAUGUUUGACUGUAAUAGCCGGUAUUUUAGAAGAUUGUACUUUCAAUCAUAUAUGUUUCAUUGCUGAAAGUUUGUCUACGAUAUUACCGAAUUUUCAUUACAGAAGUAUUAGUAAAAGUCCUGCAAGAUGGGAUGCUUGUAAUAUAAAGAGACAAAGAAGCAAACCUUUACAAGUACAAAAAAAAUACCGUCAAAUAAUGAUAAUAGGAGCAGGAAGAUCAAUGUGCCCCGAUCUUGUUCCUCAGUUACUAAUGACAAAAGAGCUCUGGAUGACUCAUGGAAUUGUUAUUAACUUGUAUGAUGAACCAGGAUGUUUCUUUAAACUUAGGAAGAUUUUUAGAGAUGCAGGAACAAUAGGUGCUGGCAUAAAUACAGUACAUAUUAUGGAAAAUAUCCCUGAUGGAUUAAAAGACUGUGAUAUAUUAAUUUACCUUGACAGUUCAACACGAGAAGAAUAUGAAGGUACAGAUAAUUGGCUACAACGUAAUUAUAAAAUUAUAGCAAAUUUAUGUACACAUAUAAAUGAACAUGCCCCUUCACAUAUGAAGGUAAUUUUCUGUUCAAUGAAUCUUCCAUGUUUUUACGCCAAUAUUAUGAUGGAACUUGUUACAAAAUUAUCAAGCACAAACAUUGUAGUUGCUAGUGCUCAUUAUGGUUUAGAACUUAUAUACACAUUUGUAAAUUCACUUGGUCUUAAUCUACAAAACUUUGGUUGUCCACCUGUUUGGGGCUUCUUGGGAAUCAAUCACUUUGUUGAUGUUUACCAUAUGAUUCAAAAAUAUGAUGUUUAUUAUCCAAAUAAAAGAGCUCUAAAUUCGAAUGAGAAUAUGAUACUACCACUUGGAACUCAACAUUCCGAACUGAGAUGGUUUUUUUACAAGAUACAUGAUAAAAAUCCUUAUAAAAACUAUUUGAAACGCAAGGCCCUUCUUCGAUAUCAAAUGGGCACAUCAGAAGAUUUUCCAAAAUGUAGAGCAAUUUGUGAUCUUUUAAAGUUAUGGUACAGUAAUAAAAAAAGCAUCGGGGACGAAAUUAUAUCAUUAGGAAUUGAAUCUGAUGGCUCAUUUGGUAUUCCAAAGGGAUUAGUAUUUUCACAACCAGUUUAUUUAAAAGAAUAUGAAGAUGGUACACGAGUAUGGGUCCCUUUCAGAGAUUUCCCAAUGCCGAACAUGCCAAUUUCUAUAUUCCAAAGCCUUAUAGACACUGGUAUUUAUGUUAAGAAAAAAAUAAUUGAAUUAAAAAACAGUUCUGAUGCAACAAAAUAAUACAUUUUUAAUCAUUUACACGAA